UCCCCAUUUAGUCAAUCAGUUAGUCAGUAUAUCCUCUCUCUACAUUUUCUUGACCAAAGAAAUAUGGCUCUCCCCAUAGUUUCCUGCUUAUUCUUUCUUCUUAUGAUCUCCUCUGCAACAGCUUGCGAUCGCUGUGUCCACCAAUCAAAGGUUGCUUACUUUUCCAAGGCUUCUGCCCUUCAGUCUGGUGCUUGUGGUUAUGGCUCCUCAGCUGUAGGCUUUAAUGGGGGUCGCCUUGCAGCAGCAGUUCCUAGUCUCUACAAAGAGGGAGCUCGUUGUGGUGCUUGUUUUCAGAUAAGAUGCAAGAAUUCAAAACUUUGUUCAAAAGAAGGCACAAGUGUGACUGUAACUGAUCAGAAUACCAACAACCAAACAGAUUUUGUAGUCAGUAGCAGAGCUUUCAGCGCCAUGGCUAAUCAAGGCAAAGCUCAAGACCUUCUCAAACUCGGUAUCGUCGAUGUUGAGUACAAAAGGGUGCCUUGUGAUUUCAAAAACAAGAAUUUGGCUAUUCGGGUGGAACAAUCAAGCAAAAGGCCAAAUUAUCUAUCAAUCACCUUCUUGUAUCAAGGGGGUCAAACUGAAAUCGUUGGUAUUGAUGUAGCUCAGGUUGGAUCAUCUAACUGGAGUUUCAUGAGCCGAAAUGAGGGAGCAGUUUGGGACACAAGCAGAGUACCGAAGGGAGCAUUACAAUUUAGGUUGGUGGUGACAGCCGGGUUUGACGGCAAGUGGUAUUGGGCUAAGGCAGUACUACCGGCUAAUUGGAGGAAUGGGGUGAUCUAUGACACACGACUUCAGAUCACUGACAUUGCUCAAGAGGGUUGUUCUCCUUGUGAUGAUGGAACCUGNCUGUGA
Molecule: messenger RNA, 852 nt
Organism: Nicotiana tabacum (common tobacco)
Lineage: Eukaryota; Viridiplantae; Streptophyta; Magnoliopsida; Solanales; Solanaceae
Source: RefSeq, a predicted model, not a curated record